UUAAACACUCUCUCAAAUCAAAUCACUAUAAACCAGAGGAGAAAACACUCGAUGAGAUGUGCAAUAUGGAUCCACCGUACGGAAUUACCAGUAAUCAGUGGAUAAAGUUGGUUAAGCGUUGGGAUUCGCAAGAAGGAAAAAAACUGUCAGAAUUGGGGAAAGGAGCACGAGCCUCCCUAAAUCAACUUCACAGAUGUGGUUCGAAGAGCUUCGCGAACAAGCAAGCUGAUUAUGAAGAUGAGCAUGGAGAAAAAAUGAGCUUGUUAGCUCUUUGGAAAAAAACUCAUAUGGGCAAGGAUGGAGGCUAUCUACCCGAGACAGUCACAGCAGAUUUUGUGGAUGAUGCAUAUGCCAAGUUGGAAUCAUUGAAACAAGUAUGCCCUUCUAAGUCUGACUUAGAACUCGAAGAUGAAGCCUUUGAGCACACCAUGUACGGUGGAGUGAUUCCAGAACGUCCCGUAGGCUAUGGACUUGGAGUUCGAAAGGGCGACAUUUACGGUGUGCAUGGUGUUCUGAAUAAGCAAAAGGUUCAAAAGAGGACUUGGUGUGGAGAAGGAUAA
This is a messenger RNA of Beta vulgaris subsp. vulgaris (sugar beet), 560 nucleotides long. RefSeq lists its product as uncharacterized. Lineage: Eukaryota; Viridiplantae; Streptophyta; Magnoliopsida; Caryophyllales; Amaranthaceae. Bases 57 to 560 code for a protein of 167 amino acids. The record is from RefSeq and is a predicted model, not a curated record. The transcript is spliced from 4 exons.